GUUUAAAUUUUUCAUUCAGUAUGACACAAUACUACCAUACGUGUUGAUAUUCUUUGGUGUAUUGACAAAAACGAACUAUAUAUAGUAAAAUGUUGAAAGUGCUUAAUUUCAGAAUGUGAGCAUUUAUUCCAGAGAUGGCUUUGAAGACUUACACUGGCCGGUGUCAUAAACUAGGACUUGGGUUUACAUCUUUGAGAAGGAACAGGUUAGUGGACUUUAAAAUUAACGAUGACAAUGUUAAACAUUGCUUAAAAGAAAAUUUAGACAAACAGUUUAUUAGGACAACGUUUACCUCUAGUAUCAUACUGAAGAACAAUGCCACACAAUUGCCAUUCCACAGGAAUUUCCGGUAUUCCACUUCUGCACGUGUCGGUAGCAGCGUGUUAGGUCUUGGAAAAGUGGAUUACUUAGUUAAUGUAAAAACUGGCGAUCAACUACACGCUGGAACUGAUGCUAAUGUUUACAUAGUGUUACACAGUGAAUCAGGACAGAAAACAGCACCAGUCAACUUGGACUACUUUUUUCGUGAUGAUUUCGAAAGGGGACAGCUUGAUAAAUUCAAGCUUAGGAACGUUUCACACUUGGAAGAUAUAUAUAAAAUAGAAAUUUGGAGAGACGAUAAAGGAAUAGGGUUUUCUGACUGGUUUCUUGAUUACAUUGAACUCGAGGCUGUAGGUAACCGGAAGCAGUUUAUGUUUCCCGUCUUCCGGUGGAUUAAACCGCACAAACAUUAUAUUAUUCACCACAUGGACAACUACCUUCCACAAUUUCACCCUGACCCAGAAGACAGACGCAAUGAACUGGAGCAGAAAAGAGAGAAUUACGAAUGUCAAUCCAAGGUCCCUGGUGGUCCCGCUCAGUUUAGUCAACUGCCUGUGCAAAGAAUGGCAGCAACAGCACAAGCAAAAUCAGACUAUGUCGUACUGGUUCGCACCGGGGACCGGAAGAGAGCCGGAACGGACGCCAACAUACGGAUUAUAUUCCAUGACAAUUUAGGAAACAAGACGGACAAAAUUCGUCUGCAUCAUGUUUUAAAAAAUGAUUUUGAAUGUGGACAAAUUGAUGAGUUUGUGAUCCAGAAGCAGACAGACCUAGCAACUAUUGAGAAAAUUGAAUUAUGGCGGGAUAAUUUUGGAUUAGGGAGCCGAUGGUACUGUGAUUAUAUAAUAAUCAAGAAAAAGGGAUCAGACAUAGAGUACAGUUUCCCUAUAUACAGAUGGGUCAAAGCGGAUGUGCACCACGUUUUUCGUCUGCACGACACGAUGCUCCCACAGCAGGACCCAAUGGCCGAGCAGAGAUGGAAAGAAUUGCAGAAGAAAAAAAAGAAAUAUGAAGUCGCGCAGAAAGUUCCUAAUGGUCCGGCCCAGAUUAAAGUUAUGCCAGCUGAUGAGGCCUUCUCAUUUGAUUACAAGUGGGAUAUCGUGAAGACGAAGGCACAAUUAAUACUUGCCAGCAAGAUUGUAAUGCUCAACAGUGGAAACUGGGAAAGUUUGGCGAGUUUGAAGAAUGUCUACACCAAAGAAAUAUUCUGUGAACCUCUGGGCACAAAAAGAUGGAGCAACGAUUUGUUCUUUGGGUACCAGAGGAUAGCCAGUAUGAAUCAUUCCUGUAUCGAGCUGUGUACAAAAAUUCCUGAAAAACUGGGCGUCACAGAUGAGAUGCUGCAUCCAUUUUUGGAGGGCUGGUCAUUGCAGCAGGUGAUCGAUGCAAAACGGUUGUUUAUGGUGGAUCAUAAAAUACUGGACGGCUUGCCGUGUAGAGAUAACUUUAGUUCAUGUGUUCCAAUUGGCCUGUUCUUCAUGAACAGUCACUAUCAUCUGGUACCAAUAGCGAUACAGUUGUACCAAGAAAAGGCACCAGAUAAUCCUGUGUUUUUGCCAGACGAUCCUCCAUAUGUAUGGAUGACAGCAAAAAUGUGGUUCAACAAUGCAGAUGCCAAUGUUCAUCAGUCACUCACUCAUUUAGGUUUCACCCAUUUGUUGAUGGAGGGCGUCACGGUUGUAACACAUAGAAAUCUUUCACAAUCACAUCCGCUGUUCAAACUUCUUGCGCCUCAUUUUCUCUACCUUAUCGCCAUAAAUACUCGAGGUUUAGAGUUGCUGGUAUCUCCCAAUGGUUGGGUGGACAAGACAAUGAACAUCGGUAUCAAGGGCAUGUUUGAACUCAUCAGAAGAGGAUUGAAUUCUUGGAGGAUGGAUGUUGAAGGAACAUUACCUGAAGAUCUGAAAAAACGAGGGAUCAGCUCACGCGGAAAACCCAUUCUACACGAUCCUCGGAGUAUAGCCAAAACGAGUAUGACACUCUGGUUGCUGGUACAUUUCCGUGAUGAGCCCUUUUGUUUACAUGCCACAACAAUAUGUGAAGAAAUAUGUGAUUUAUACUAUGAUACGACAGAUAAGAUCACUGGAGAUUGGGAGUUACAGGGUUGGGGUGCAGAACUUGUGAAAGAAAGAGAAAAGGGAGGAUGUGGAAUACUGGGAAUACCAGGAAAUGGCAAUUUCUCAUCAAAGGACCAGCUGUAUACAGUUCUUACAUCAAUAGUUUUUACAUGUAGUGUAUCCCAUGCCUCAACCAAUUUCCCGCAGUAUGAUGAAUAUGCUUUCCCACCUAACUAUCCAGCUUUGUUGAAGGGAACACCACCAAAAGAUAAGACUCCACUUGAGGAGAGUCAUAUCUUGAACAUGUUACCAGACAAGCCAACAACCAUGGAUAUGAUGAUUGUUACCAAAAUUCUCAGUCAGAGGGGAACCAGAAGUCUUGGUGAUUUUGAAGUCCAGUAUAUCUUUGAACCAGAGGCGAGAAAAAUCGUAGAUGAAUUUCGAGCAGACCUUGCAGAAUGCAGUAAGACAAUCAAGGAGAGAAACAAGAACCGUAACCCACAGUACACUGUUUUGGACCCAGAAAUUGUACCAAAUUCCAUCAGUAUCUGAUCAGUGGUAGAGGUCUUGGAACCAAGAAUGUUUGGACCAGAUUUUGAGAUUCAGAUAUUGAUCAGAAUUUCUUCAGCAUCUGAGCUGACACUGAAAGGGUUUUGGAACCAGGAAUUUUAGGACCAGAUUUUUGAGAUUUCUUAGUUGUAUGAGGAAAUUUACUAAAACAAAAAUCAGCAUUAAUAGGUAGAUCUGUGUUUCACUGGCGAAAGCUUCAUUUUGAAGAUUCGAUUAAUUGUCGGUGGUGAUAGAUAGUAGACUGUAGUGGAACGUUCUUCCAGAUUAUGUCAUUGACAAAUGUUUUGAAAAUUAAGAAAGCACUUUCAUUUCUUAUUAGUAUGAGGGUUGAACGCAAUACUGUCGUAAGUCCUUCUUUAUUUAAUAGGAGUUACUACAGUAUUGCGUUCAGCCCUCGAAUUUUUUAAUUUAAUUUAAAAAAAUUUAAAUUUUACUGUAGUAAAUUAAAAGUGUGAUUCAGUCCAUUUUAGACCGUAUUUCUUUAAAUAAAUUGCAUAUUUUUUAGAACAUAAAGGAAAGCUAUCUGAUGUUUUAGUCACAGGUUGCGUGUAGUAAUAUUUUUCAUAUUUAAAGUACCCAUAAAAUUUCAGCUUAGAACUGGUUUUUAAGAUUUUGAUGUUUAUCUGGAAAAACAUGUGUAUGCCACUUUAAAUAUGAUAAGUUAUUCAUUAGAAAUUCGCCUAUUAAAUUUGAAUGAGGCAGACAGUCUCCCCCUCCCUUCAAUCUCCUAGCUUUUUGUGUACUUUUCAAUGCAUUCUUUUUAAAAAAGGAUAAUUAUUACCUUGGUAACUACUUUUCAAAUUUUUGGUGAUAUUUUUUCAGUUUUACAGGUUUUUAUGAACUUUUUUACAAAAAAAAACGAAAACAAACAAACAAGCGAUUUAGUUUGUCCUGGUCAGAUUGAGCAGGGGCCAUUGUUUUGUCUAGGGCAUGAAUAUUGUCUUACACUAAUAGCUUUUCAUCAUUUAUACCACAUGACAUAAAUAUUCCAGUUUUCUUAUAAAGUGUGAUCUUUUUAAAUAUUUAUUACCCUAGCGGAAGGCUGCUCAUGUGUCAUAUUUAUAAACUUAACUCUUUCUGAAGCAUUACUUUAUUUUUUAUUUUCAGUAAUGUCUUAAAAUUUCUUUAUGUCUUUUUUUGCUCAGUAUCGCCUUUAAAACAAAUUUUAAAGUAUUUUUAGACUGGUAUGAAAAAAUGUCAGAAACCGUGUUGAUGCUGACAGAAAAUGUCAUCAUUUAGGUGAUAUCCUUUUGGUGUUCUGUAGACAAAAUGUUGCUGAAUUCAAUUUGUGAUCUCUGUAUAUAUAUAUGUAAAUAUACGUAAGAAAUUUCUCAGUUACAGUUAGAAAUUACAACAUAAAAGAUAUGUAUUAACUAACAAUUUGAGAACAAAAAUGUUGACAUUAAUUUUGAGUUGUUCCCCUUUAAAUGCAGGCCAACCUUGUUAUGUUUUACAGUGGAUGAUGGCAGAAACAUAUUUUAAAGUAUUAAUUGCAUGACAACUCGUCUUUAGUAUAGGUAUAUGCUGAAUUAGAAUAAUCAAGCAAUGAUUAUAGCUUACAUGACACAUAAAAAUCUUUAAGAAUUUCUGAAAAAAGGUAAUUUUUGAAUGAAAAAAACAAAAACAUCUGUUUCUGCAUCCAUAUUUAUACCACACUUCCAAGGUGAGGGUUACAAUGUGUUGCUCAUUGUUGGUUGAUCAGUCUGUUUUGGUUGGUAGAUUAUUUGGUUUCCAUUCAAUAAUUAGAGAAUGCUUUGCAUUACAGUGGUCAAACUUCAUAGGAUGAUUGCCUGUGAUCAGUAGGUGACCCUUAUUGGAUGGGUCAGUAGGUCAAAGGUCAAGGUCACAGCAACCUCGAAACUGAAAAUGGUUUCCAUUCAGUAAUAACUAAAGAGUGAUUUGAUCUGCGUGUUCAUCAAACUUCAUAGAACAAUUGUUAGAUGACCCCUAUCAUUUUGAGUCAGUAGGUCAAAGGUUAAGGUCAAAGUAAUGUGGAGACUGAAAAUGUUUUCUUCUCAAUAAUCAAAGAUUUUUUUGCCUGUUGAUCUUUAUAGGAUGGUUGCCAGUAGUCAGUAGAUGACCCCUGUUGUUUUGAGGUCAUUUGGCCAAUGGUCAGUGUUGCAGAAUACAAAAUUCCAUACAAUACCAACGGGCUGCCAUGGGGGCAUUAUUAAAGUAUUACAAACAGCUCUUGUUACAGUUUUUGUUUAAAAACUGAAUCAGACCAUUUCAAUGUGUUUUCAAUAUAUUAUAUCUUCUGUGUUUUACAUUCCCAGUUUUUCAAUCUGGGAUUAUUUUUUUUAUCUCAUUUUAUAUAAUGUUGCAGCUUUUAAACUACCUUGUAAUAAGAGAUGUGUGUAUGUCUUUGAUGUUUGUUUUUUUCUUCAUAAUAUGGGCUGAAAAUAUCAAAAAGUUAUUCCCCCUUUUUGUAGAAAACCUUCAUACAAGGGGAGCUGUCAAGCUGUCCCAAGUGUUAGGACAGGUUGACAUGUACUGUGAUCAUUUUUCUUGCUUACUACUGCAAAAUUUCAAAGAUAUUUUACAUUAUAAAAUGGUGCAGAUAGUUUAUAACUACAUUAUUAUUAUAUCUAGAUGUGCUCAUGUGUUAUGUCUUUUUGUUAGUGAAAAGGUACUGUAAAUUGAUCUACUACCAGGAUAUCCCUGUCUUUCCCCAGCUAGGUAGGCAAGAAAAUACUGUUGAUAAUUUAAAAAUGUUACUUUCUGUGGCUAAAAUACAGCUCAUCUAUAUAUGGCAAGUAAACAUUUAAAUUAAGUAUAAUGUAUGGCCAAUCUUUGUCUCAAAAUUGCUUUUGUACUCAUUCUUUUAUUCAGCAUUGCUACUGGUACAUCUGAUCAUGACCCGGCUUUAAAAUGUUACUGAAAAUAAAUCUUGACCACCUGUAGUACUGAGAUGAAGUCUUAUCUGAAGUUCCCGGGUGUUUUUAUUUUAUGUUUAAAACAUAAAGCAUAUGUCCACAUAAAUAUAUUUACAUUUACAUGGUUAUAAAAGCAGUAAUUUCAAUGCUGCACAUGAAUUUAUACUGUCAGGAGUUAUAAAAGGGAGGUAAUAAAAAGGAAUAUAUUAAAUAUUACUUCCUACCGUGUUAACCAAAUAUUCAAACUUACGGCAUUGAUAUAUGAAAUAUUAUGAGACAUAGAAAACAACUGUUAGCCACUAUGACCCUUUAAUCUUGAAAUGAAUUUUGUAUAUGUUACCUUUUUUCAGAAAAUUUAUUUUGUUUCAGUGUGUUUUAAAGCUUUUUAGAGUCUAUUUGUAUGUGUAUAUAAAUGUUAGCAUGACUGUUAGAUAAACUGUUUCAUCAUAUUAUAUUGUUAAUGUUGCUUUGGAUGUAAGAACAUUUCUUUCUACAUUAUAAAAUGAUCCAUUUUUAUAUAUCGAGAAUCUAUGUUUCUUUUUAUUGAUAAAGAUACAUUAUUAUAAUUAUGUGUAAGUGACCAUUCUUUUGUCUUUUUUUUUUUACUUUUUUCCUCUUAUCCUUUUGAAAAUAAAUGUUUAUUGUA
This is a messenger RNA of Mercenaria mercenaria, 6470 nucleotides long. RefSeq names its product allene oxide synthase-lipoxygenase protein-like. NCBI's taxonomy places the organism in Eukaryota, Metazoa, Mollusca, Bivalvia, Venerida, Veneridae. Bases 135 to 2930 code for a protein of 931 amino acids. Gene Ontology annotation, molecular function: protein binding; metal ion binding; oxidoreductase activity, acting on single donors with incorporation of molecular oxygen, incorporation of two atoms of oxygen. Gene Ontology annotation, biological process: lipid oxidation. The record is from RefSeq and is a predicted model, not a curated record. The transcript is spliced from 17 exons.